Pyrgilauda ruficollis (rufous-necked snowfinch) is the source of this 3308-nucleotide messenger RNA. It is a transcript of the gene MNS1, whose product is annotated as meiosis specific nuclear structural 1. Gene Ontology annotation, biological process: cilium organization. Lineage: Eukaryota; Metazoa; Chordata; Aves; Passeriformes; Passeridae. The record is from RefSeq and is a predicted model, not a curated record. Gene Ontology annotation, cellular component: motile cilium.
AUGCGAUCAAAUAUCGUCUUUCAAAGUCCCCCUCGCGGUGACGUCACUCACCCAUGGCCCCGCCCUAGCUACGAGUGUCGGGGUCGGGUCGCCAUCUUGGCCAAUCAGCGAGGGCGAUUCCCCGGAAGUGAAACCGUGUCCUGGAGCCCGGCGGCGCCGCGCGUUACCACGGCAACGGCCGGCGGGAUGGCGUCCGAGGAGCGGGAGUGGGGCAGGCGGGCGGCCCGGCUGCGGGCCGAGCUGGAGCGGGAGCGGCGGCUGGAUGAGACGCUGCGGGCGGCAGAAGAGAACAGAAAGCAGAGAGCGCUGCAGCUGGAGCGAGAGCAAAAGCUGGCGGCUGAGCUGGCGAGACAGGACCUGGAGAAAAUGAAAGAUGAGAAGAUCAGGCAACAAGUCAGAGCAAACAGUCUUGAACUUCGAGAGUUAGAAAGAAAGCUGAAAUCUGCUUAUAUGAAUAAAGAACGAGCUGCACAGAUUGCUGAAAAAAAAGCUAUAUACAAUGAGAACAUGAAAUGGGAGGAUGAAGUAGCCCAGGAGAUGAAGGAGGAGUAUGACAAGUAUCUGAAAGAAGAAAUGUCUGCAGAACUGAGGAGACACCAGGAGAAGAAAACAUACCAUCAAGAACUGGACAAACAGGUUGAGGAACAGGAGAAGAAGAAGCAAGAGGCUUAUGAAGAGUUUCUAAGAGAGAAACACAUGAUUGAUGAAAUUGUAAAAAAGAUCUAUGAAGAAGACCAAAUGGAAAAACAACGGAAGUUAGAUAAAAUAAGAGAAACUCAGACAUAUAUUGAAGAGUUUAUAAAAGAACAAGCUAUCUGGAGGAAAAGGAAACAAGAAGAGAUGGAAGAAGAAAAUAGGAAAAUUAUGGAGUUUGCCAACAUGCAACGACAAAGAGAAGAUGGUUGGAUGGCUAAAGUUCGAGACACUGAGGAGAAAAAACAGAGAGUUCAAGACAUGGUUGCCAAGACCAUGGAAAGAGAAGAACAGAGGCGUAAAGAACAGGAACAAAUCCUCCAAGAUCUGUAUCUGGAAGAACAAGAAGCGAUGGAAAGGAAUAAGGAGAUGGCAGAAAUUGAAAAGAGAAUAAGGCAGCGCCUAGACUUAAGGCAAGCGUAUGAAAAGCAGUUUGCUCUAAAGGCAGCAGCACAAGAAGCUAUGAGAGAAGAGGACAGAGCUCUCCGGCAGCGGAUUUUGGCCAAGCUGGCCGAGGAUGAUCGCAUUGAGCAGCUGAACGCGCAGAAACGGAGAAUGAAACAGCUUGAACACAAAAUGGCCAUGGAAAAAAUUCUUGAGGACCGUCGCAAACAGUGUAUCGCAGAAAAAGAGCGUGAACUUGAAGAAAGAGAGCUAGAAAAGAGAAGACAAGAACGUAUCCGUGCAAUUAUUGAAGAGGAGAGACAGAAACUCUUGAAAGAGCAUGCAUGGAAAUUGCUGGGUUAUCUUCCUCGAGGAAUACUCAAAGACGAAAACGACAUUAACAUGCUUGGAGAAGAUUUCAGGCUGGCUUACCAGCAGAGAAGAGGUAAUGAACUUUCAGAAGAGAGCUGAACCCCAGCUCAGCUCCUGCUUUGCCACUAGGUGUCACCAGAUUCCCAGUGAAAACUUCCAUUUGCUUUAAACAGUGAGGAAUUCCUUUUUAAUAUCAUUAACAGCCUUCAUUUUAAAACCAAAAUUCUAAACGGAUAAGCAGUUAGUUUUAUAGAAGUGUGUGCUCCACUUUCAUUUUUCACCAAUAAACUGUUUUGGAGUUCUCAAUUAUUCUCAGUCAUGUAGUAAUGUUAGAAAUGUUUUCUUCAGCAAUGCAGCAGAAACCUAACCUAGCAUGUGUAUUCCAGUCUGGACUGAAGGAUUCUCCUAAUGCACUAGUUCUGGGAAGAUGUGUCUGCACUGGCACUACACUACUACAAUCCUCAUUCAUUCAAAUGUAGUGUGUCUCAUCUCCACGAGGCAGAUCUGAGGUACUUCACUGGUGGGAUCUAAGCAGAUAUGUUGUGUCAUUCUGAGGUCAGAACUACUCUUUAUACCUUUCUUUCAGUGCAUAAACUGACUGUUUUUGUCCCAUGUUCUUACUCACUUACUCUGAGGGAUGAAUCCAUUGAAAUAGCUGAGGUGUGGCAGAGGUUCAAGGAAGCAACACAGGUUUGUUUUGCUCCUGUUCAUUAAUGUACACAACAUAGGCUCAGCUCAUCUACCCUGAAUCUGUUUUCUAGUUAUUGAUUACAAUGAUGAGUAAUGAAAUUUUUAUGGAUGUGAUGCUUGUAGAGCAUUUGUGAAUAAGGAGUCUUUGCUCCUGUCUGUAUCCCAAAGAAGCAGCUGAUGGCCAGGGAAAGGUUUAAUACUUUCACCUUGACUGAAGGAACAGUUUUCCACAAUACAGCUCCAUGGGACUGUGGAGUCUGUCUGGGUGAUGAGGGGCAAGUCUCAUGCAUGGUAUGCCAGCCAGGGGCGCUCAGAUGUAAUCACUAAAACAAGUUAUGGUCAUUUCUAUAAAAGAGCUGUUGGUGCUUAAAUUAGAUGCCAGACCAGCUAGCUUUGAGGGGAGAUCUGUUACAGAAAACAGACAAGGCCAAUUUUCCAACCACGUGUUUUAAAAAGGACAUGACAUUUUCUUCUCAAGUGGAUUACUGGUUAGUUUAUUUCUGUUGCAAUGAGGAAUUUUCUGAGACUAAAUCCUGACUUCCAUUGGACUGAAUAUGACCAUAGGUAAGGUACAGUUUUAAAUACUAGAACAGAGCAAACUGAUAACAAAGUUCACUUGUUGGAAUAUUCCUUGCAUGGUCUGUGCUCCUCUGCUCCUUACAGAACGGGCAGUUUGGCCUGACAAUGAAGUAGAAAUUUGUGUUUCAUACAACAUUACAACACAAGCUAUCAGGCUUACAAAAGUUUAACUAUUUAAACAUAAGUAAAAUCAACAAAAUCAAUUCAGUGGGAUAUACAGUUAUUAACAAGGACUCAUAUACAGUCUCAAAAUAAUGUACCAUCUGACUCAUCUUUCAGAAGCUAUUUAAUGGGAUCAAUAAUUUCCCCACUCAAGAGCUUUCAUGAAUUCCUCUUCGGUAAAAGAAAGCAUCUUGGCAGCUUCAAUGUGCAUCUGAAAAAAAAAAAAAGUGAGCAGAAGGUAAAAUAGUAUGAAUGACCAAUACAAAAUCCUGGCUAACUGGGAUAUUUUAUGGAUUUUAAUAAAGCACAGAAAUUCCUGAAAAUCUGACAAGUGUUGUGACUUCUGAAGAACACAUGUAAGAAAACUGGUCCACGUUCUUUCAAGCUGAUCAAUAUUCAAUUUAACAUUAAAGCUAUUACAAAGCAAA